GCCUGCGAAGGUGCCCUUUUUGUUUGGCUCGUGCUUAAGCUCGGCCAACUCAUAUUAGCCCUUGGGCUUAGUUGGCCUUUUUUGGGAGCCCGAGAGCGCUUCAUAGUUCUUCGAGAAGCCUGUGGGUUGGCCUUCGACCAGGUACUGCACAGACGGCAACUGGUAAAACUGGAAGCCAUUGGCAUCCGUCCUCCUCUCCUCGACUUCAUCGGUUCCUACUUUGUCUAACAGUCCCCCUCUCCUCGACUUCAUCGGUUCCUACUUGUCUAACCGCAGGCAGAAGGGCCUAG
Messenger RNA from Dibothriocephalus latus, 290 nucleotides. The record is from the annotation of a GenBank genome assembly. Lineage: Eukaryota; Metazoa; Platyhelminthes; Cestoda; Diphyllobothriidea; Diphyllobothriidae.